Messenger RNA from Penicillium angulare, 1224 nucleotides. RefSeq names its product lipase family protein. The record is from RefSeq and is a predicted model, not a curated record. Gene Ontology annotation, biological process: lipid metabolic process. The coding region runs from base 1 to 1224 and encodes 407 amino acids. The transcript has 2 exons. Lineage: Eukaryota; Fungi; Ascomycota; Eurotiomycetes; Eurotiales; Aspergillaceae.
AUGAUCUCCAGGAUCGGCCUCGCCUUCAUCUACUCUCUAUGGUCUACAGUAUGUGUCGCAUCAUCUCAAAAUGACACAAAGCCAGUUUCAAGCGAGUUAUUCAACUCCCUCGAAGAACUCUCUAGACUUGUAGACAUCGCCUACUGUGUGAGUACAACCGGUGUCCAAGAGCCAUUCCAGUGUCUAAGCCACUGCGCCGAAUUUCCAGAAAUGGAAUUAAUCGAUACAUGGAAUACUGGCAUUUUCCUGUCCGACUCAUGCGGAUACAUUGCUGUUUCACACACACCCGGUGCAGAGCGCAUUAUAGUUGCCUUCCGUGGAACGUAUUCAAUAACCAACACUAUUAUCGAUCUCUCUGCAUACCCACAGGCCUACGUACCAUACACAGGCGAAGACGGCUCCAAGCCAUGUGAGAACUGCACAGUCCACGCCGGAUUUAUGACAUCAUGGGUGAACACCCGCGCCGCAAUCCUGCCCUACUUACUCUCACUCCGCGAACAAUAUCCAGACUAUGAAGUCUCCCUAGUAGGGCAUUCGCUUGGAGGGGCUGUAGCAGCGCUGGCGGGAUUAGAGAUGAGGCUGGCGGGGUGGGAUCCCCUCGUCACGACAUUCGGGGAGCCGAUGAUUGGAAGCGAGGAGUUCAUGAAAUUCCUAGAUGAGGCGUUCCUUUUGGAAAGUUCGAGCUCGUCCAAUCUAGAUAUGGAUCUCCAAACACUCCGAUUCCGUCGCGUGACUCAUGUAAAUGAUCCGGUGCCUCUUCUCCCACUGCGCGAAUGGGGGUAUGCACCUCAUGCUGGUGAAAUAUUUAUCGCCAAGUCAGAUCUUUCACCUUCCCGUGAAGAUGUUCGAGUAUGUAUUGGUGAUGAAGAUCCGCGAUGUAUUGCCGGUGCAGAGACUACUACGUCUCUACUAGAUAUGUACCGGGAUGUCAACAUCCCAGCCAACAUAUUUAGUCCCUGGAAGGACCCCUGUCCGUCAUAUACGGACCAAAUGAGACCGGAGUCUGGACCGCAAGUUGUUAUCGGAGAACAAAGACGGAGAGGCCGGGGUGGACCUGCGAACUGUGCUUCGAAGGAUGCUCAAACGCCCCUUUACCCACUUAAUUGGGACUGGUCUCUCAUCCCGGCCCGGUAUCGUCUUUGGGAACUUUUCCAUUCCCACCGGGAUUACUUCUGGCGUAUUGGGUUAUGUGUCCCGGGUGGAGAUCCGUCUGGAUGGUUAUGA